AUGUCGGGCAAAUACGCCUUCACCAAGUCCCUCAAGGAAGUGCGCUUCUUGUUCUGCCAAACUUCCGAGCAGAGCGCCCCUGUGCGAUCGUUCCUCACGCGCGCCUAUCCCACCAUGAAGAAGAACAACCCCCAGGUUCCCAUCCUCAUCCGCGAGGCUCAAGGGACCCUGCCCAAGAUAUACGCCAGAUACGAGUUUGGAAACGAAAAGUCGCAGUCAUUGGAAGGCUUGUCGGAUAAGCAGAUCGAGGAAACAGUCACCGGGCUGGUCAAGAAUGCGUCGUGA
This is a messenger RNA of Ustilaginoidea virens, 285 nucleotides long. RefSeq lists its product as uncharacterized. The transcript is spliced from 3 exons. The record is from RefSeq and is a predicted model, not a curated record. NCBI's taxonomy places the organism in Eukaryota, Fungi, Ascomycota, Sordariomycetes, Hypocreales, Clavicipitaceae. Bases 1 to 285 code for a protein of 94 amino acids.